Molecule: messenger RNA, 1575 nt
Organism: Sphaeroforma arctica JP610
Lineage: Eukaryota; Ichthyosporea; Ichthyophonida
Exons: 6
Coding region: 58-792 (244 amino acids)
Source: RefSeq, a predicted model, not a curated record
AGGCACCGUGAAACAGAUCCUGCCGAUCCAGCGUACAGGCGCGGGCUGGAUGGAGUGAUGGCGACAUUACAAGACGACCAACGACAAGCGGCACUAUUCCAAGCAUUUGAUGUGCAGAAGGUGUUGGUAUCUGGGAAUGUGGUGGUCUAUGCGCCGUAUGAGAAGGCAGAGAUUGCACACAUAAUGCAGGCGAUGGUCAAUGCCUUUCUUCGUGACAUGGGAUUAGAAGGUCAGUUAUUCUUGUCGCCCACACUCACGACGUUCAUGAAGGAGAAGCUUGUGCUGGAACAGAUGGCGAUAUCAAAAGACGAUCUGUGUAGUGGGGCGUCGUCUCUGUGGAGUGCGUCUAAGGAGAAGUCCUGUGAGCCAUUUCAAGUGGUACAAGACGGCGCAGCAAGUAUACGCCAAAUGGUCCAGCAAUAUCUCGAGCGUCCAGUACUGGAAGUCCUGGAGGCCAUGUUGGAGCACGAACAGUCGAUAGAGAAGAACAGGGAGAUACAUAUGAAAUCGAUACUACACUCCAGGACAGUAUCAAACCUGCAGUACAACAAGAAUGUGCAUUUGGUGGUGGGCCUAGUGCCUAUGGACAUGGAGGCUGAUUCGGACGCUGAGAGGGGCUUCACCUUCAGGAUAUGCAAGAUACCGCCGAUGCCAAUAGAUGCGAGAUACGAGCACUCGCCGCUUGUAGCAGACACCACCAUGCGUGCACGGGUGCAGGAGAGUAUGGAUCAAUGUCCCGGGGACCAGAUCACCGACUACGCAGGCCUGCAGCUGUUUUAUUACGACGUUUGAGUAUUGCGUGCGCCUGUACUACAACUGCUUUAUUGCGACGUGGGAGUAUAGUAUGGCAUGCUCCCGUACUAUAACUGUCUAUUCACGGCCUUGGGGCGAGGCGUGUGCUUGUGCUGUGGGACUAGUCCAAGGGAAAGUCCAAAAUGAGAAACAAGAGGGACGGGAGAAAUUAGGAAUUUAGGACAGGACUCAAGGGCAAGACUGAAAAGAGAAACAGGAGGGCCGGAAAGAAUGAGGAAUUUAGGACAGGUCGGGCAUCAAUAUACGCCUCGAGGGUGUGUGUCACAUGAGUGAGUCACUUCAGGGCGAACGGAGGUCGCAACAGAGACCACCCGCCCUUAUGGAGCAAGCUAAAAAAAAUGCAUACACCGCCUGUAUGGAGCAAGCUAAAAAUAGAUACUCGGCCUUUAUGGAGCAUUCUAAAAAUAGAUACUCCGAACGCAUGCUCGGUAGGUGUAUCAAGUAGGUAGGCGAGUUGACAUGCCUGUGGUUGAGUGGUUAGGCUUGCUACCUAUGCAGGGACGUUGUAAACAAAAAGACUGCAUACCUCACAGACUAAACCGCCGAGUCCUUAGCACUUACUCGCUCUGAUUCCAGGAGGUGGACGCGAAACACAGUAAACAAAUAUACCUUUCUUCGUGUACGAGCAGAGAUCUGACUGCAUUUAACUGGGGACAGAAAAUCAUAUACAUGUCAGAACUAACAUUAAUCUCCUCCUGGUGUUGCGACAAACAGUGCACUCGUAUAAUAAAACAAAACUACUCAUGAAGCACAAUGUUUGGG